Molecule: messenger RNA, 255 nt
Organism: Lodderomyces theae
Lineage: Eukaryota; Fungi; Ascomycota; Pichiomycetes; Serinales; Debaryomycetaceae
Exons: 3
Coding region: 1-255 (84 amino acids)
Source: RefSeq, a predicted model, not a curated record
AUGUCCCACAACGCCAAUCCAGCUGGCUUGGUCUUGCGCUGCAAAGUUUGGGAAAAAUUGGUUGGUGGUGACAACUUGACGCUUCAGUUAAUGAUGGACGUCACUUCCAAAGACGAGUGGUGCACUUGUGAACCAAUAUACGAGGAUGAAGCUGUAAUUGUUGAAGGACACGGAAGUUAUCCACCAAGAGCUGGCCAAGGUUUCAGACGCAGCAGCACAGAUUCGGAAUCGUCUCACUCCAGCUCAACCAAAUGA